GCACCAUAGCAGGAGAGAGAAAGAAAAAGAGGGAGAGAGAAAGAAAAAGAGGGAGAGAGAGCGAGAGAGCGAGAGAGCGAGAGCGAAGAGGAAGAGAAUCAUUUGGAGCUGCGACGAUCCAGAGAAUAGGAGCUCCUGUGGUCGGCCUCCAAUUCAAUCUUUGAGUUCGUCGAGCGAAAAUCUGUUCCAGAGGUGAGUUUAUUUCAAGGCGAUCUCAUUGAUUUCUGCAAAUUUGGGGGUAUUGGCAAGUUGCAAUUGGUUGAAUUCGUAGAGAUCUUCAUAGUUUUAGGGUUUGGAAGCCUUGUUUGGGCAGAAGAUCUUGGUAGUUUGGCUUAGGUUUGUUAUGGGUGAGCUCUGCCUUGGGAGCUUGUAGGUAGGAACGCCAAGGUUUUGGGUUAGGGCGGGUGCGGGAGACAGAAAGCCAGUCAUGAAAGGCCGGUCGCAUCGUCUGCCAAUAUCUGAGCCUCCCGAUGACUGGGGGGAUGGCUCGUGGACGGUGGACUGCGUUUGUGGUGUGAACUUCGAUGACGGGGAGGAGAUGGUGAACUGCGACGAGUGCGGUGUUUGGGUGCACACCAGGUGCUCGCGCUUCGUGAAGGGGGAAACGUCGUUCGCAUGUGACAAGUGCAAGAGUAAGAAGAAUAGGAAUGAUAGCGAGGAGACCGAGGUUGCCCAGUUGCUCGUUGAGCUCCCUACCAAGACUAUGAGGAUGGACAACCCGUAUCCUGCGUCUGCGCCCCCUCGGACUUCUUUUAGGCUUUGGACUGAGAUUCCUAUCGAGGAGAGAGUACAUGUCCAGGGCGUUCCUGGUGGUGACCCUGCCCUCUUUCAGGGGUUGUCGUCAGUUUUCACUCCGGAACUUUGGAAGUGCACCGGUUAUGUACCCAAAAAGUUGAAUUUCCAGUAUAGGGAAUUCCCCUGCUGGGAUGAGAAGCAAGAUGUUGAUGCCAGAGCUGAGGAAGAAAACGAGAAUCCUGUUGACAGAGGUGCUGGUGUUCUUUUUUCCUUGUCCAAGGAGCUUGUCUCUGUGACCCCUGUAGAAACAUUCAUUGGUUGGAGAGGUUCACGUGAGGGAGCUGGGUAUGAGAGGAAGCAAUCGCCAAAAGAGACGAAGAAACGGGAGGGCAAGGAUUCAGUUUUUGGGCGUAUGCACAAUGGCGUCAAGAGAGAGAAAAACCAACUUCAGCCUUCUGGAGUCCAUUCUGGUAAGAGGAAGAAGGACGACGUAGGGUCAUCCAAGGACAGAAGUGGAAAGAGGAAGGCUAGAACUGCUGAUAAAGAGGCUGAUAAUAAGAAGAGAGUCUAUACACCUGCAAUUGAUGCACAAAAGUUGGAGUUCCAUGAAGAUGGAGGUUCUAAGGCUGUGAAGGAUGACUCUCAAGAUGCAAAGAAUGAUGAUAAGAGGGAAACUGUUUUUCAUGAAUCUGAUUCACAUGCUUGUCUUGAAGCCAUCAAUAAUAUGAACAAGCCUAUGAACGUUUCAACAGCUAAGUCCCAUUCUGCUGGAGACAUCUCCAAUGAUGCAUCUGGAGAUAUUGCUCCAAUUGAGACAGUGCAAAAGGCAGAAAAGGUUGACACUCAAAUCCCACCAAAGAAUUUGAGUUCACCCAAAACUGUUGCUAAUGCAGCUUCACAUUCGGAGACAACUUAUGUUAGCAGUAUUCCUGUAAAAGAAGAGGAUGCUAAUGUGGUUGUUGAUCAUUUGGAUCACAUUAAUGGUGACUACCAUGAUCCAAGGGACUUAAAUGGAGGUUCUUCCAAUGCUGCAAUGGACUUUCAGAAACCAAAGCAUCUCCUUGGAGAUUCUUCUGUUGCUGCUUUACAAGUGCCGGACAAUCAAAUGCUUCAAGAUUCAAAUUGUGGCAUGUCUUUGUUGUCUAUGGCACCUGAUAGUAAAGUGAAAGAGGAAGCAGAUGAUGGGCAUCUUAGAAAAGAUUCUGAUUUGCUGCUUUCUUCUAGUGAUACGAAGGCAGAUCCAAUCAAAGUCUUGUCUCAACACCCAGCUAGAUGUACUUCUGAGCAGACCUCUGAAAAGUUACCUGUUCAGGGCAUUGAUCGAAUCAACUUACCAACCAGUGACACUAAAGUUCAGGACACUAACAGGGAGUCUGAAGCAGUAAGCCAUCAUGAUACAGAUAAAGUUGCUGAAGGAACGAUUUCUGCAUCUGGUGAACUGUGUCAGGGCACACAAGAAUUAGAGGGUUCUGUGCAGGAAGGUUCUUUUGAUACCAAGGAUGGUCCAAAACAUGGUGAAGAGCCAUCCAAGAUAGAUGAGGCAAACCCAAGUUCUCUAAUGUCGUCCAGUCAGCGUAAAGUGAUAGCAGGUCAUGGAAAAUCAUCAACUUCAUCCACUGUAAAAAUCUCUAAGCCGUCUCUUUCUGGUGGGUCUAAGCCCCCAGGUAAUCCUGCUCCUCCAAGGUCUAUUCAUUCAUCUAAACAUCGAGUGAAGGUGAACUCAUAUUCUGGUCUGAAGAAAGAUAAUGUUGCAACUGAUGUAGCCAGGGACGAAACAAGUCAUGAAGCAUCGAGAAAAAUGGCAAAAGACCAAAACAAAGUUUCUACCAGUUCUGGAGCAAAAACAUCACAGACUAGCAGGAUCUCUCAUUCCUCUGUUGCGAAGCGUACCUUAUCAGAUUCACAUCUUCAAAGCAAGAUAGCUGCUUCAACGUCCUCCCAGAAAGGUGAAAAAUUCAACCAAUCAACUUCCCAGCCAACAUCUAAGGUGAACCAUUCACUGUCCACACAUCCUCCAACACCAGCCAACCCUUCUGCAACAUUAAGUGAUGAAGAGGGCGCAGCAGUUGCUUCGGGCACCAGUGAAUCUGCUAGCUCAUUUCAGACCCAAGGUGGUGCUUUACAUGUGCAAAGCAAGAUUACUGCUUCAGUUUCCUCCCAGAAAGGUGAAAAGUUCAACCAGUCAACUUCGCAACCAACAUCUAAGAUGAACCAUACACCAUUGAUGCAUCCUCCAGCACCAGUUAAUCCUUCUGCAACAUUAAGUGAUGAAGAGCUUGCAUUAUUGUUGCAUCAAGAACUUAAUAGUUCUCCAAGAGUUCCUCGUGUACCACGUGUACGCCAUGCUGGUAGCAUCCCUCAACUGGCUUCUAGAACACCUACAAGCAUGCUUAAUAAACGUACAUCUAGUUCAGGCGGAAAGGAUCAGACUUCGGUUUCUAGGAGAAAAAACAAAGAAGAUGCAUCAAAAGAUAACUCUCGCAAUUCUCGUGAGCUUGGUGAUGAAACUAAGAAGAUGGAAAAGGUUCCUUCCUCCCCUGAUCAGAGGAGACAGGAUCAAGUAUCUGCAGCAGAUGGCUCUAAUAAGAGGGAAGCAAGCAAUAAAUCUUCCGAAGUAUUGCAAUCUACAAAGAAGACUAUGCAUCUUGCAACAAGCACUGUUUCCAAUGGUGGUCCUUCUUCUUCCACUGAUGUCAAUGACCAGAAUUUGUCAUCCAUACGUAACUCACCUAGGGAUAUGUCAGAUGAUGAUACAUCUACAAUUGGGGGUCCUGCUCCUCGAACCUUACCAGGGCUUAUUGAUGAGAUCAUGAGCAAAGGAAGGCGCAUGACAUAUGAAGAACUUUGCAAUGUUGUCCUUCCGCACUGGCAUAGCUUGAGAAAGCAUAAUGGAGAGCGAUAUGCAUAUUCAAGCCACUCACAGGCUGUUCUUGACUGCCUGAGAAAUCGGAAUGAAUGGGCUCAGCUUGUUGAUCGUGGUCCCAAGACAAAUGCUGGAAGGAAGAAACGCAAGCUUGAUUCUGAGGCAUCUAUGGCUGAAUCAGAAGAAAAUGAAUAUGGCAAGGGUAGAACCAAGGAUAUAGAAGGUAGGAGUGUUGAUUCUCAGCGAGAAGACUUUCCCAAGGGCAAGAGGAAGGCUCGAAAGCGCAGAAGACUGGCACUGCAAGGCAGAGGCAUAAAGGAUGUUAGAAAGCGGCAGAAGGCUGAUGCUAUCACAGAUGAUGAUAUUGGUCAAUUUUCCCAUUCAAGCGAGGAGGGUACUGAAAACAUGUUUAGCGAGGAUGAGAGCCAGGGGGCUAGGAUGUGUGCCAUUGGAAGUGAAGCCUCUACUAGCUCGGAUGAAACAGGACCUACGUAAUUGUAAAAGGUGCAUUUUGUCAUCCCGGAUUUAAUUUUGCAGGUGCAGGAUAGGCUACGUUUGUUGAUGGGAGCCAAAACUGAAGCCUAUUGGAUGGUCAAUGUUAUGUCACCACUGAUGACUGAUCCACACAUUUGCAUCCAUGACUACUUGAAAAAAGCAGUCAACUGCUCAAAUGCCGGCACUAUUUUAUUCAGCUGGCAACCGCAGGUACCAGAAGACCCAAUCUAGAAAGUACUGUUCUUUCAUGAUAUGGUUUACUCUCUCAAACAUUGAAACCGAAAGCAGUGGGUCAUGAUGUAAUAUAGCAAGCAUGUUGUGUUUUAGGAGCCUGCUAGUUUCUGUGUUGCGGUGGAAAUGUAAUUUUAAUGUAAAUAUAAAAUGUAUUUUCUAAUGUAAGACUAUCCAUGAGAAUCUUCCUUUUGAAACAUGGGUAAAGCAUGCAUUUUCACUUUGUAAGAACACUUUUUCCCUCCAGCUGUAGUAGUUGAGAACAAGAGUCGUUGAGAGAAGCCACUAUUCAAUAGCAAUAAAAAUGUAGUUUGAGAAGUUUGUCUUAUA
Messenger RNA from Nelumbo nucifera (sacred lotus), 4654 nucleotides. Its product is annotated as RING/FYVE/PHD zinc finger superfamily protein. Lineage: Eukaryota; Viridiplantae; Streptophyta; Magnoliopsida; Proteales; Nelumbonaceae. Gene Ontology annotation, cellular component: nucleus. The record is from RefSeq and is a predicted model, not a curated record.